Fonticula alba is the source of this 1758-nucleotide messenger RNA. RefSeq lists its product as hypothetical. Lineage: Eukaryota; Rotosphaerida; Fonticulaceae. The record is from RefSeq and is a predicted model, not a curated record. The coding region runs from base 68 to 1666 and encodes 532 amino acids. The transcript has 3 exons.
CCAGCUCUGCUUUUCCCUUGCGCCCCCUCCCCACUGAAGUCCCAUCGUCUUCUUCCGUCCCACCGCCAUGUCCUUCUCGCUGCCGAAGUUUUUCGGCAAGUGCAUGGACCAGGCGGUGGCCCAUGAAUCUGCGGCAUUUGUCCUGAUCCCGGAGCACAUUCUCCAGGCCGCCUGCCGGGCAAAGGCCCAGCGCCUCUUCCCCUUCUCCACACCUGCCCAGACCGACGCAGCUGAGAGGCACUUCCAGCGCGCCUUCGAGGAGGCCGCCCAGGAGCCGGCCAAUGCCGAUUCACACCUCCUCUCGGAGUUCCUGCUGCAGGUGGACCUUGCGCAUUUUGAUGUGGCUUUCGGUUGUCUGCACCAGGCGACCGAGGUCUAUUUGGAGAUCUUGUCGACGGAUGCCGGCGCGCACUCCAAGUCCGCACAGUUCGAAAGUGUCAUCGCCGCCGUCGUCGAGCGCAUCGAGAUCCUUCAGCAAUACAACGCCGUGCUGAACGAGCUGAAGAUGCGCUCAAACCAAUUCCAGGCCCUGCAGCUGUUCGAGGCGGCCGAUCAACCGGCCGAGGCCGCUGGUCCCACAAUUUCCCCCUCAUUCGGCCAUGACCACCCGGUGUCCGCUCUCCAGGGACAGCAGUACCGACAUGCUGUCCCAUUAAUCGCCUCCCCGCCGCCGCCCUAUGACCAUGCUGUCCGCAGGGCGAUCUCGGCCAACCCCCCGCCCGCCGACCGGGCUCCCUGUGACUGCUGCGAUCGGGGGCUUGGCCUGUCGCCCGCGGUCGAGCCUCAAAGCACCUCGAGCCUGGUCGCACCGACCACUCCCGGCGGCCCGGCCCGACGCCCGGCCGUCCUGUCCCCCACCUCGCCCGGGAUUUUCUCCUCCUUCUUCCACACGAUCGCGCGGCCAAUCUACCAAUCGCUCUCCGGCUACCGGGGCCAUCGGGCUCAGUGUCCGUGCCUUUUUGAUGGCGCCUGCCUGCCAUCUUCCCGGCAUCCGACGGCCGCUGCUCCUGGCCCCGUGCCGGCACCCCCGGCCCCGGCAUAUCAGGAAGACCGACGGGUUACCUUCAGCGAAUUCACCGACGCCUAUUUCAGUGGCCGGCACAAUGCCAAGGCCGGGCAUUUUGCCGGCCCCGUGGCCACCCCGCCCAACAGCGGCACCGCGGAUGGGACCACCAAGGCGGCCAGCCUGGCCUCCUGCGAGCCGGAUCCCACCCUCGGGCCCCCGGGCCAGGUGGUGGCCGCCGCGCGGCAGCUCCUCUUGCAACUGCUCCUGCUGGUCCAGUAUUCAUGGGACCUGUCAGUCACCUGGGUGGACCAGCAUUUGCUCAUCCCCUCGGUGGCCGGGCUGGACGCGGCCCAAAGUGCCGGGCCCCUGCGGUGGACCUCCAGCACUUGGCGCCGGGUGCAGCAAAGCUACGCCCAUAGACAGAACUAUUUCAUCCUGCAGGGCGGCCGCGGAUCCAGCUUCGGCGGUGAUGGGGCCCCUCCGCUUGGGCCCUGCUCCGAUAUCGAGGUCCUGCGCUCGGCUCAUGCUCUGCCCGACAGCUUUUAUGUUUACGCCGAUCCAGGAGCCAGCUUCAUUGACAGUGCCCUCUGGCGUGCGGUGGAUCUGCUAGCGCGGGUGCGCCGAGCCCUACGUGCGCUGGACGACAGCCCAUCGACGUAGGUUCCCCUCGACAUACCUUCCCCUCUCUUCCUCGCCCCAUGCCCCCCCCCCUACUCCUCUUCGCAGGAAUAGAUAGACACAUAGAUUGGAAA